This is a messenger RNA of Pieris macdunnoughi, 2034 nucleotides long. Lineage: Eukaryota; Metazoa; Arthropoda; Insecta; Lepidoptera; Pieridae. The record is from the annotation of a GenBank genome assembly.
AUGUCACGCGGGGGCGGCGGCGCCGGCAAGGCGACGACCGCGAAACGCGUCCCUCCCCCCGCGGUGCCAGGGGACGCGUUUGGCACCCCACAACACCGACACUCGGGUUCCAGUUUCGGAUCCCAAGGGUACGCGUCCUGUGAGGAGCAGGCCUACCCGCAGCCACCUGAUACACCUUCACAUACUCGAGAUGACCAUUCUGACUAUGGCAGCACGGUGUCCGGAGUGUCAGGCGUGUCUGGAGCGAGUGGGAGUCUCGGGAAAAGUCCAGCUGGUGGAGGCACUUUCACAUUUCCACCACCGUCGCAACCGCUCACGCAUAAAGCGGCCGUAUAUUACCAUCACCAGCUGGCCUUAAGUGAUGAUCAGGGCAUCGAUAUGACACAGAGUCCCGGUAGGGAUAGUCCUGGCUCCUCAUCAGGGUCGGCUGGCUCCGGUUCCCGUCACUCAUCAGCGUCGCUGGAUAGUGGCAGAGCGUCGGGAAGAAUGCCGCAUCAUCACCAUGCUUCAUGCCAUUGCGGAGACACCGUUGAUAGAGUUCGAUCUAUGAUCGCACAGGGACUUCCAGAUGCAGACAUUAUUCAUGCAUGGCUAGCCGAUUUACAAAUGGAGGAGUAUGCUCGUCUCUUCAUAGAGGCCGGGUAUGACUUGCCGACAGUCACAAGAAUGACUCCAGAAGACCUGACGGCUGUGGGCAUCAAGAAACCGAACCACCGCAAACGCUUAAAGGCUGAACUGGCAAAUCUUAACGUACCUGAGAAUUUGCCCGAUUAUAUACCUGGUUCUUUAGAAGAAUGGCUUCGGCUUCUUCGACUUGAAGAAUACGGCCCAGCUCUCGUAGCGCAAGGAUAUCGCACCGUGCAUGACGUCACACAGCUCGCUUGGGAGGACUUAGAAGAUAUGGGCAUAGUAAGACUCGGCCAUCAAAAGAAAAUACUUUUAGCGAUCAAGAGAGUGAAAGACAUUAGAGCCGGAAAACGGAGCAUAAGUAACCAAGGGUCCCUGGAUUUCACAAGGCUUCAGCCUGGACAGGAUUUAUAUCCGAGGGAGCAAUACCAGCAUUGGGAGAGACACGCAAGAAGUUACCAUAAACCCCCCGAUCUAAACUUUGACGCUCUACAAACGUCCCUAUGUGCCACUGACUUGGUCCCCAUCCAGAUACGCCAUCCCCGCGGGAAGUCUUUGGAGAGUUUAGAAGACCCAUCAGAAAGAACAUCGCACACUACCUUCUCCCCUGAAGCCGGGUUUUAUUAUGGAGGCCAAUGGCGGCGUUCGUACGACGAUGGAGAUAUAACACCAACAAAUGAUAGUUAUGAAGGGGGAGGUACUUUGCCCCGACCUAGGGGGUUGGUGAGACCUCGUCCAGUCGCUAAGAUCCAAGCGACUCCGGCGUAUAGAGAUAAAUCUCCUGACUACACAUAUGAUGAGAUCGCUUACUCGGCACGACUGCAGCGCGUCGCUUAUGGAGCGAGUCCGCACGUGGCUAGAAAGCCUCCGCCGGAGCCACCGAAGCGUCAGAGCUCACAGUAUGCGCCUUUUACUCGCUUCGGGCAAACCACUGUGGAAAUUCAUCCGGAGAAGAGCUUGCCCUUGAGUUUGCCAGCUUAUCCUAGUUCAGACUCGCUCAGUGUUUCGUUGGACAGUACAGGACUACUUCCGCCCCCACCUGCCCCUUCUUCCCCACCCCGGAGAUACGAAGAGGACAAAAUGAGAACGGGUUCCGAUGCUAGUUUUAAGUCAAGUUCGAGUACUGAAUCGGACAGCAUUCCAUUUGCCAAUGACAACGCAGGUACGAUUAAGCAAAACCGAAGUCAAAUGGCUGGCAGACCUCAUACUGUGGACUAUGGUAGAACGGGUAUGGGCUUGGCGACGCUCCCUCCUAGACCUACAGAUAAACAACACAUAGAAAAAGAAGAGAAGAGUACAGAACCCGUUGAUGUCCUCAACGAUAUAGGGAACAUGUUGGCAAACCUUACAGACGAACUUGACGCCAUGCUGGAAGAGGAGAAACGACAAGGCCUAACUGAUUCCUAA